Indicator indicator is the source of this 5670-nucleotide messenger RNA. It is a transcript of the gene ZSWIM8, whose product is annotated as zinc finger SWIM-type containing 8. The record is from RefSeq and is a predicted model, not a curated record. Gene Ontology annotation, cellular component: Cul2-RING ubiquitin ligase complex. Gene Ontology annotation, molecular function: zinc ion binding. The coding region runs from base 1 to 5469 and encodes 1822 amino acids. NCBI's taxonomy places the organism in Eukaryota, Metazoa, Chordata, Aves, Piciformes, Indicatoridae. The transcript is spliced from 26 exons.
AUGGAUCUCAUGUUCGCAGAGUGGGAGGACGGGGAGAGGUUUUCAUUUGAAGACUCCGAUCGCUUUGAGGAAGACUCUCUUUGUUCCUUCAUCUCUGAGGCAGAGAGCCUUUGCCAGAACUGGAGAGGAUGGAGGAAACAAUCGGCUGGACCCAAUUCUCCCACUGUCAAAAUGAAAGAUGGGCUGGUGAUCCCAUUGGUGGAACUGUCUGCAAAACAGGUUGCAUUUCACAUUCCAUUCGAGGUGGUGGAGAAAGUUUAUCCUCCAGUGCCUGAGCAACUGCAGCUUCGAAUCGCCUUCUGGAGUUUCCCAGAAAAUGAGGAAGAUAUCAGAUUGUACUCAUGUUUGGCGAAUGGUAGUGCAGAUGAGUUCCAGAGAGGGGAGCAGCUUUUCCGGGUGAGGGCUGUCAAAGACCCUCUUCAGAUAGGUUUCCAUCUGAGUGCCACUGUGGUACCCCCACAGAUGGUGCCACCCAAAGGUGCAUACAACGUGGCAGUGAUGUUCGACCGAUGCAGAAUCACCUCGUGCAGCUGUACCUGUGGAGCUAGGGCCAAGUGGUGUGCUCACGUCGUGGCGCUCUGCCUCUUCCGCAUACACAAUGCAUCUGCGGUAUGCUUACGAGCACCUGUUUCUGAGUCCUUGUCUCGCCUACAAAGAGACCAGUUGCAAAAAUUUGCUCAGUACUUAAUCAGUGAACUUCCACAGCAGAUUCUUCCAACAGCUCAGCGCUUGCUGGAUGAGCUGUUAUCUUCUCAGUCUACUGCCAUCAACACAGUGUGUGGAGCCCCAGAUCCCACUGCUGGACCCUCUGCAUCAGAUCAAAGCACCUGGUACUUAGAUGAGUUUACUUUGAGUGACAACAUAAAGAAAACCCUUCAUAAAUUCUGUGGACCCUCUCCUGUUGUUUUCAGUGAUGUGAAUUCAAUGUACCUCUCUUCCACGGAGCCACCAGCUGCUGCAGAGUGGGCAUGUCUCCUGCGUCCCCUACGAGGAAGAGAGCCUGAAGGAAUCUGGAACCUGCUUUCCAUUGUACGGGAGAUGUUUAAGAGACGGGAUAGCAAUGCAGCUCCUUUGCUGGAGAUUUUAACUGACCAGUGUCUCAACUAUGAGCAGAUAACUGGCUGGUGGUACAGCGUGCGAACAUCUGCAUCACACAGCAGUGCUAGCGGGCACACGGGGCGCAGCAAUGGCCAGUCAGAAGUAGCUGCUCAUGCUUGUGCAAGUAUGUGUGAUGAGAUGGUGGUUCUUUGGAGGCUGGCUGUCCUUGACCCAACUAUUAGCCCACAGAGGCGCAGGGACCUUUGCUCACAGCUCAGACAGUGGCAGCUGAAAGUCAUAGAUAAUGUUAAGAGGGGUCAGCACAAGAAAUCACUGGAGAAGCUUUUCCAGGGUUUCAAGCCAGCUGUGGAAGCCUGUUACUUCAACUGGGAGGAAGCUUAUCCCAUUCCUGGGAUAACAUAUAGCAGCACGGACAAAAAGAACUCAUUCUGUUGGGUAAAGGCCAUCCAGCAGAGGAGCUGCCGAUUACAGUACACAGAAAAUGCCUGUGAGGCUGGUAGAACUCAUGGACAGGAGCCUGGGGGACCAUGUCUGCAGCCUGGGGACAGGCUGCGUCCCUCUCCCCAGGAGCCAGCAGUUCGUCCAAAGGAACUUACGGGGAAGCGGAAAGUUGUCUCUGAAAUGCCACAGAGGGUUCUGCGGCGGCUUUCAGCAGAAGGUGACAAAGCUGCCUACAAGACUGUGGUGGGCAAAGCAAAGUUGCCAGUGAGCAAAGGCUUGACCAGUAAACACAGUGGGAAACGCCGCAUGAGCAGUGAGGACAGCUCUCUGGAGCCAGACUUGGCAGAGAUGAGCCUGGAUGACAGCAGCUUGGCUCUGGGGGCGGAAGCCAGCAACACAUUUAGUUUUACAGAAAGCCCACUGAGCAGGAGCUACCGGGACACCUUUGAGGAGGAUGGUGGGGUGUACUUUUCUGAGGGACCUGAGCCCAGUGUCAGGAAUGCUUCCAUGACCAAGAAAUCUCCCAAGGAUCCUGUGGGGGAAAUGGGUAGUGGUGAUGAUGACCUGCCUUCUGCAGAUGAGAACAGUGGUGGUGUGAGCCUGAAGCCAGAAGAAGUGGGAGAGAAUGGUGCAGCAGGUGGAGGGGAUGAAGGAGAAGAGGAAGAUGAUUACCAGGUGUACUAUCUGAAUCCACAAGAGGUAUCUAAGGAAGAUGAUGACAAAGCUGAAGGGGGAAAUGAAGAGGAGCAGGAUAUAUUUGCUGGUAUAAAGCCUCUGGAGCAGGAGAACCGGAUGGAGAUCCUGUUUGCCUGUGCAGAGGCCCUGCAUGCGCAUGGAUACAGCAAUGAAGCAUGCCGCUUAACUGUAGAGCUUGCCAGGGACCUAUUGGCGAACCCUCCAGAUCUCAAAGUGGAGCAGCCGCCAACUAAGGGCAAAAAGAACAAAGUAUCAACCAGCAAGCAGACAUGGAUGGCAACCAACACCUUGUCUAAAGCUGCUUUCUUGCUGACGGUGUUGAGUGAGCGACUGGAAUACCACAACUUGGCCUUCCGAAUAGGAAUGUUUGCUCUGGAGCUGCAGAGACCACCUGCUUCUACAAAGGCUCUGGAGGUGAAGCUGGCAUAUCAGGAGUCUGAGAUUGCAGCCCUCUUGAAGAAGAUUCCCUUGGGCACUAAUGAGAUGAACACUAUUCGAGGAAAAGCUGAAGAGCUGCGAGAAGGGACACUAUGUGAUUACCGUCCUGUCUUGCCUCUGAUGUUGGCUAGCUUUAUAUUUGAUGUCUUGUGCACUCCAGUGAUUUCUCUUACAGGCUUCAGACCCCCAAGCCGUAACUGGAACAGUGAAAUGACCGGAGAUGAAGAGCUUGGUUUUGAGGCAGCUGUUGCUGCUCUUGGCAUGAAAACAACUGUCAGUGAAGCAGAACAUCCUCUGUUGUGUGAAGGCACCCGAAGGGAGAAAGGGGAUCUGGCACUGGCCCUGAUGAUUACUUACAAGGAUGAUCAGUCUAAGCUGAAGAAGAUUUUAGACAAACUCCUGGACAGAGAGAGUCAAACUCACAAACCACAGACUCUGAGUUCUUUCUACUCAUCCAGCAAACCUGCAGUAGCAAAUCAAAAAUCUCCUUCCAAACAUGCUGCCCAGUCCACUGCAGCUAUCCAGCAGCUUCCAGGGACUUCGGUCACUCAGCAAGCUGCUGUAAGCCCUGCAGUCCAGAGCAGUCCUGAGAACUUUGUGGAGAAGAGUACACAGGAGAGCUCUCAGAGGUCCCCUUGUGAGCCAGCUGCAGAGGCCACUGUCUUGAAACAAGAGGGAAAGGUCCCCAGUCGUCUGGCCCUUGGAAGUCGAGGUGGAUACAAUGGGAGAUGCUGGGGUUCACCUGUCAGGCAGAAGAAGAAACACACAGGCAUGGCUAGUAUUGACAGCAGUGCUCCUGAAACUACCUCUGACAGUUCCCCAACGCUCAGUCGGCGUCCACUGCGUGGAGGAUGGGCAGCAACAUCCUGGGGCAGAGGACAGGACAGUGACAGCAUCAGCAGUUCUUCUAGUGAUUCACUGGGAUCUUCAUCUUCCAGUGGCAGUAGGAGAGCCAGCGGGGGAGCCCGUGCAAAGACUGUGGAAGUUGGCAGAUACAAAGGGAGACGGCUGGAGAGCCAUGCUCCUCAUGUCCCAAACCAGCCCUCAGAGGCAGCUGCUCACUUCUACUUUGAAUUGGCUAAGACAGUCCUUAUCAAAGCAGGUGGAAACAGCAGUACCUCUAUCUUCACCCACCCUUCCUCCAGUGGUGGGCACCAGGGACCACACCGCAACCUUCAUCUCUGCGCCUUUGAGAUUGGACUGUAUGCACUAGGGCUGCACAAUUUUGUGUCUCCCAACUGGCUCUCUCGAACAUAUUCGUCCCAUGUCUCUUGGAUCACAGGGCAGGCCAUGGAGAUUGGUAGUGCAGCUUUGAACAUCUUGGUGGAGUGUUGGGAUGGACAUCUGACUCCUCCAGAGGUGGCAUCAUUGGCAGACAGAGCUUCACGGGCCAGAGACUCCAACAUGGUGCGGGCAGCUGCUGAGCUGGCACUCAGCUGCCUUCCCCAUGCCCAUGCACUGAACCCAAAUGAGAUCCAGAGGGCUCUGGUGCAGUGUAAGGAGCAGGACAAUCUGAUGCUGGAGAAGGCCUGUAUGGCAGUAGAAGAGACAGCCAAAGGAGGUGGUGUCUACCCAGAAGUCCUCUUUGAAGUAGCUCACCAGUGGUACUGGCUUUAUGAACAGACUGUUGGUGGGACCCCAGCCCAGAGAGAAGGUGCCACUGGCUGCAGUGCAAGUGGUGCACGGGCUGCCUCUGAAGCAGCACAUGGGUUGACAGACAACCGGGUGACCUCUGAGCCAACCACUGUAACGGUGGCAGCUGCGGUAACUGCGGCAGCAACUGUCAUGCCGGUGAUCUCUGUGGGGUCUACCAUGUACCAGCAGCACACCAUGGCAGGGCCAGCAAUGACACACACCCACACACAAGGUCUCCACCCUUACACUACCCUUCAGACUCACAUCCCCUGUAACCCCCAGUAUAUCGGACACACUAUCCAGCACAUGCCACGCCCGGCUGUCUUCCCGGUCCCUGGCUCAGCGUACCCGCAGGGUGUCCAUCCAGCAUUCAUAGGAGCACAGUACCCUUACUCAGUAGCCAAACCGUCCUUGGCAGCUACAGCAGUGUCAUUCCCUGGUGUGCCCGUCCCAUCCAUGACGCAGAUCGCGGUGCAUCCCUAUCACAGUGAGACAGGACUGUCUCUGUCUUCCAGCGUAGCGAUAGGAAGUGUUCAUGCAGGAUCAACGUUCCCAGCGAUUCAGGGGGCUUCCUUGACAACUCUGUCCUCACAGCCCAACUCCCUUGUUACAGGGAGUUUUCCUGCUGAGGAUGAGCAGCACAGUCAGCCUGUGAGCCCUCAGGGUCUGCACUACCUCCACUCCGCGUACCGAGUUGGGAUGCUGGCUCUGGAGAUGCUUGGCCGAAGAGCUCACAACGACCAUCCCAACAACUUCUCCCGCAGCCCACCCUACACAGAGGAUGUGAAAUGGCUCCUUGGGUUAGCUGCAAAGUUAGGUGUAAACUAUGUGCAUCAGUUUUGCGUUGGUGCAGCCAAGGGUGUGCUGAGCCCUUUUGUGCUCCAGGAGAUCAUCAUGGAAGCUCUACAGAGGCUCAACCCUGCCCAUCUGCACAACCAUCUGCGCACACCUGCCUUCCACCAGCUAGUGCAGAGGUGCCAGCAGGCCUACAUGCAGUACAUCCAUCAUCGGCUGAUCCAUCUCACUUCAGCUGACUACGAUGACUUUGUGAACGCCAUCCGCAGUGCCAGAAUCGCCUUCUGCCUGACUCCCAUGGGCGUGAUGCAGUUCAAUGAUAUUCUCCAGAACCUAAAGCGCAGCAAGCAGACAAAGGAGCUGUGGCAAAGGGUUUCUCUGGAAAUGACCACCUUCUCACCGUGACAGCAGGCGGAGCUCCCUGGACACACAACCCUUUGCCCCGCAUAGUUGUAGUUCCAUUUAUUAUUAUCCUUCCUUAUGGUGUCUUUUUUAUUUUAGUUUUAACUUGUUGGAAACCACUGAUCUGAUGUAUUUAUACCAUGACAUUCCUCUCCAGCACUGCUGCGUGUUGGCGCUCUGCUUCGCUCUUCCUCCUCCUCCUCC